Radiomyces spectabilis is the source of this 294-nucleotide messenger RNA. RefSeq lists its product as uncharacterized. NCBI's taxonomy places the organism in Eukaryota, Fungi, Mucoromycota, Mucoromycetes, Mucorales, Radiomycetaceae. Bases 76 to 231 code for a protein of 51 amino acids. The transcript has 2 exons. The record is from RefSeq and is a predicted model, not a curated record.
AUUUUCUCAUAUAUUACACUUGCCACCGUGGUGAGAGGCAUUGGCAGGUUUUUGAUAUAUGAUCGGGUGACAAGAAUGAAACCGGCGUGGCUGCCAGUCCCAAGUGCAAAUGAUCCUCCAAUGAGGGUUUCCACCUGUGCUGCUUUAAGGAAACGUGCAUCAUAUAGAAGGCAUCCGAUACAUCAAAGUCUCCGACCACCAAACGCUCGUUAUCCGGGAGAUCGAAAUUAAUCCCAUCGAAUGCAAUUCGUCGUGGGUUCGUUUCUGCCUUGUUUCAGCAGAUACUCCCUGCUG